This is a messenger RNA of Populus euphratica (Euphrates poplar), 1242 nucleotides long. RefSeq names its product peroxidase P7-like. The coding region runs from base 93 to 1043 and encodes 316 amino acids. The transcript is spliced from 3 exons. Gene Ontology annotation, molecular function: peroxidase activity; heme binding. Gene Ontology annotation, biological process: response to oxidative stress; hydrogen peroxide catabolic process. The record is from RefSeq and is a predicted model, not a curated record. Lineage: Eukaryota; Viridiplantae; Streptophyta; Magnoliopsida; Malpighiales; Salicaceae.
CAGUCAUCACAUGCUCACACCCCAUAUUAGUAACAUAAGCCUAGCUUGUUAGCUAAUCUCAGUUAUAAGUAAGCUCGAUCUAUUCGCUCGUCAUGGGCUUGACUAAAUUCUUUGUUGCACUCUGUGUUGUACCGCUCCUGGCAUCCUCCUUUUGCAGCGCACAGCUUUCUGCCACCUUUUAUGCUUCGACAUGCCCUAAUCUUCAAACCAUAGUGCGUAAUGCAAUGACGGGGGCUGUCAAUGGCCAGCCUCGGCUUGCCGCCUCCAUCCUCCGCUUGUUCUUCCAUGACUGCUUUGUGAAUGGAUGCGACGGAUCUAUACUACUAGAUGACACUGCCACUUUCACGGGUGAAAAGAAUGCGAAUCCCAACAGAAAUUCAGCUAGAGGUUUUGAAGUGAUUGACACCAUUAAAACUCGGGUAGAAGCGGCUUGCAAUGCCACAGUUUCCUGCGCGGAUAUCCUUGCACUUGCAGCCCGAGAUGGAGUUGUGCUGCUAGGAGGACCAUCAUGGACAGUACCACUUGGCCGGAGAGAUGCAAGAACAGCUAGCCAGAGUGCAGCCAACAGCCAAAUCCCAUCACCCGCGUCUAGCCUUGCGACCCUAAUCUCCAUGUUUUCUGCCAAAGGCUUGAGUGCUAGUGACAUGACUGCGCUCUCUGGGGGUCACACAAUUGGCUUUGCCAGAUGCACCUCAUUUCGUAACCGCAUAUACAAUGACACCAACAUUGAUGCCAGCUUUGCCACUACUAGAAGGGCUAGUUGCCCUGCCUCUGGUGGUGAUGCCAAUUUAGCUCCACUCGAUGGCACUCAAACCAGAUUUGAUAACAAUUAUUACACCAAUCUUGUGGCCCGCCGUGGCUUGCUUCAUUCAGACCAGGAGCUCUUUAACGGAGGUUCUCAAGAUGCACUUGUCAGGACUUACAGCACAAACGGCGCUACCUUUGCUAGAGAUUUUGCUGCUGCCAUGGUGAAGAUGGGGAAUAUCAGCCCCCUUACAGGGAGGAACGGAGAGAUAAGAAGGAAUUGCAGGGUGGUGAAUUGAUUCUAUCUACGUUGUUUAAUUUUGUUGAGAUAAUUGUGUUGUGUGUUCGAAUAAUUUGUUCGCAUUAUUGAAGUGAAGAUCUCUAGCCAUGUCCAUGAUCUUGAAAUCCUCUCCCGGGCAUGGUUCUGAUCGUAAACCUCGAAAGCUUUUGUACUCAAUCCAUCAAUGAAAAUCAAGUGCUAUGUUGUACUUUAGCAUA